GGCCCCGCUCCUCCCCUCACGGCCGUGCCCGGAUCGAACCCGCCCCGCCGCGCAUGCGCCCCUUGCGCUCCCCAGCAGGCAGCGCGCCGCGCCGAGGUCAUCAUGGCGGCCAGGGCGACCGUUUCAGGCGGUGGCCGUCUGAUUGACAGAAUCCGCAAGUGGUAUUACAACGCGGCUGGAUUCAACAAGCUUGGAUUAAUGCGAGAUGAUACGUUCUAUGAAGAUGAUGAUGUAAAAGAAGCACUGAAGAGACUUCCAGAGCAUCUUUACAAUGAAAGAAUGUUUCGCAUAAAGCGAGCACUUGACUUAAGCCUGAAACAUCAGAUCCUUCCAAAAGACCAGUGGGUGAAAUACGAAGAGGAUAAGCAUUAUCUUGAACCGUACCUUAAAGAAGUAAUCCGUGAACGACUUGAAAGAGAAGCAUGGAACAAAAAAUAACUAUUCAACUACUACUUCAUGCGAAUGUCCACAUAUUUCUGAUAUCUCUAAACAUUUGGUUAUUGAAGUCUUCAGGGAGGCAAAUGUGAGAGGCUGAAGGAAUACUUGUUUCAGCUUGUUCAUGGGUUCUGUUCAUCCAACUAAAAUAAACGUGUCAAAGUAUAAAA
This is a messenger RNA of Oxyura jamaicensis (ruddy duck), 605 nucleotides long. RefSeq names its product cytochrome b-c1 complex subunit 7. Gene Ontology annotation, biological process: mitochondrial electron transport, ubiquinol to cytochrome c. The coding region runs from base 103 to 438 and encodes 111 amino acids. NCBI's taxonomy places the organism in Eukaryota, Metazoa, Chordata, Aves, Anseriformes, Anatidae. The transcript is spliced from 4 exons. The record is from RefSeq and is a predicted model, not a curated record.